Messenger RNA from Polyodon spathula (Mississippi paddlefish), 4751 nucleotides. RefSeq names its product G-protein coupled receptor 182-like. The transcript is spliced from 2 exons. Gene Ontology annotation, molecular function: G protein-coupled receptor activity. NCBI's taxonomy places the organism in Eukaryota, Metazoa, Chordata, Actinopteri, Acipenseriformes, Polyodontidae. Gene Ontology annotation, biological process: G protein-coupled receptor signaling pathway. Bases 613 to 1674 code for a protein of 353 amino acids. The record is from RefSeq and is a predicted model, not a curated record. Gene Ontology annotation, cellular component: membrane.
UGCCUGUUUACUGGAAACCCCAUUUGCACGGUGCAUUCCAGUUAGUUGUAUAACUUUUAUUGAGAAUAUGUGCAGCAGAUUUUAAACUAUGAGGUUAAUGGCUAAUAUGAUUCAUCGUUCUUGGCUUGGAAAUUUCAAACCCCAGUCCGGGGUAGAUAUGCAGGUGUGUUCCUCUCCCCUAUGUACCCCUGAUAGGAUGACACGGAAAACACAUGGGCCACAUUUCCUGCUGUUUGUGGAAUGCGCAACCCGCCCAUCCUCAGCUGAAUAGAGUCUGUAAGCACUGUCAAUGCAGCUGCGCUCUCCUCUAUUUCCUAUCUACUGGCUUUACUAUACACAGAGCUGUGAGAGAAGGAAAUCAAGGCUUCGAUAGCUUCCCUCCUGCUUUAAGGUAUAGAAUUCCUCCCAGCCUGCGCAGUGUUAAAGCAUUCUAAGCUGGUCAAGCCCCCAGCCUACACUCAUGACAAACCCUCCCUUCUGUAUGAGCUUGAAACUCUGCCAGUGCCGCUGCGCUCAGCGUUGGAACUUCUUGUGUUGUCGUUCCUUUUCUUUCAGGACUUUUGCAGCUUUCACUGGAGCAGGGCCCUGUAACGUUGGAGUUGUGAGGCAACGAUGGACGCCCCAGACCCCCACAACCAUAGCCUGCCUGUGAACGAGUCGGAAGCAGACUACUUCGAGUUUUUUAGCCCCAGCUGCGAGGUCACGCUGAGCCACAACAGCAAGAAGAUCGCUCUCUUUGUGCUCUACCUGGUCAUGUUCGUGGCCGGGCUGCUGCAGAACCUGCUGGUCAUCUGGGUCAACUGGCACUCGCGGCGAGCCAAGGACAGCUCCUUUAACCUCUACAUCUUCAACUUGGCCUUGGCCGACCUGGGUGUGGUCCUGGUUAUCCCUUUCUGGCUGGUGGAUGUCCUGUUGGAAUACACCUGGCUGUGGGGGUUCUUCUUCUGCAAGUUCACCCAUUUCUUCUACUUCGUCAACAUGUACGCCAGCAUCUUCUUCCUCACCGCUUUCACUGCGGACUGCUACCUUUCCGCCACCUCCAAAUGGCCCUUCUGGCACAGACGUCAAGAGCUCAUCCGAAGGGUGGUUUGUGGGUCCGGCUGGGCUCUGGCUUUGGUGCUACCCAUUGCUGAGACCGUCCACGUGAAGCUUACCAAUUCCGACGAACCCACAUGCAUGUUCUUGGCUCCCUGGGAAAGCUACGAAGCCUGGACUUUAGCCAUGACCCUGCUGAAUUUCAUCUUCGGGUUCGUGAUCCCCUUCCCCGUCAUGCUGGUCUUUAACCUGUUAACAUCCAGGCAGCUGCGGUCUGCAGGCACAGCAGACAGCAGGAGGCAAUGUCUUCUCAUUUACACCUACAUACUGGUCUUUGCGUUGAGCUGGCUCCCCUUCCACUUGGUGCUCAUCCUCCUCACCAUGCACGGCACCCACUUCAUGUUGGACUGCUACUUCCUCCACGUGCUCUACUUCUUUUACGACAUCAUCGAGUGCCUCUCCAUGCUGCACUGUGUGCUCAACCCCAUCCUGUACAACUUCCUCAGCAAGUCCUUCAGGAACAGGUUCUUCUCUGCUGUAGUGCACUACCUGCCAAAGAACCGGAUAGGCACCAACAACCAAGAACUGUCCUCCAGCACGCAGCAUUCUGUGGUCAUCGAGAACAAAGAGGUCCAGUAGACGAUAAGAGCUUGGCAGGGUGUGGAUUCCUGUCUCCUAUCGAGAUAGCGCUUGGGUAGUGCAGUGAUCCACUCUUGACAAGUUCACCUGUCAGCAACUGUAUGUCAAUUGCAUGUUUUCUAUCAAAUGAUGAUGGUCUCUAAUAUGUUAACUUGCAUUUUGUAGCAUGGGUUAGCGUGGCACUAAAGAAGCCUCUGACCCUACCAGCCAGCCAGGUUUCAAGCCAUGCAUUUCCGAAAUACAAGAACAGCUCAUUGCAGCAGUUUAUUUUUUAUCAGUAAAACAUUUUUACCUCUGGAAUCGUCCAUUAUUGAUACACCAGCUUUCUAGUCCUGCAUCAGGAAUUACUGUCGCUUUCUUAUACUGCACUUUUACCAGAGCAGCACUAGGAGGCUUUGCAGAUUGAUUUCGUACCAGUCUUUGUAGCCCUCCGGGUUUUCAUUUUUUUGCAUGCCUCUGUGCACAGGUAAUUUUUUGGAAUUUCUGACACUGUUCAGUGUUGAACUAAAUGCAUAAUAUAUAUAUAUAUAUAUAUAUAUAUAUAUAUAUAUAUAUAUAUUUGUAUCUACGACAAAAAACAGUUACAGAACUUGGUGUGCAAAGUACAAAAGGAAAUGUUAAAUUCAUAAUUGUCCAAUAGUUUGACUUCUCCUAGCUCUACCCACCAGAACGAACAUCCUCCAGGUCACACAAUGAGUGUUGGGUGUAUUCAAUACUGUUUACUAAAUUACCAAACUUUUUUUCACUAUCGCCACUUGCACCCAAGGGUCACUUUAUAUGUAACAUACACCAUAUUAAAUAUUUGUCAUCUUACCAGUAUAUUUUAAAUGAGCUACACCUAUUUGAUAGCUUGAAAACAUGGGACUGCAGAUUGGAGAAAAAUAAUAAUAAGCAUUUAUAUCGUCAUAGAGCAGUGUAGAGAAGCGGCGCCAAGAUCGACAAGCAUCUGUUGUCACCCAAGUAAACUGCGCUGCAGUAUUUGACUUGGAAAAGGUACUUCCUGAAGGACAAUCCACCUUCCUGACCCACCCCAGACCCCUUGUUAUCUGGUUUCCUUCAAUUGUACUCGCAGUUACUUAUCAAGCUCCAAAGCCUAAAGCAGAGUCAGCACAUGUAUUCAGCAAGAACUCCUAUCUUUGACCUGGGGAGGGAGGGUUUGCUCAACCACUAGCGCCAACCGCCUACAUCAGUUUAUUUGUUGCCGGUCAACCCUCAAGCUUUAAAAUUAUACCUACGUUAUUAGUGGGGGAUGGAGAAGACUAACGACGGACAGGUCACCGCAAUAGGCAUUUUUCAAAAGACGCGUGGGCCGGGAUACACGUUUAUUUAUUUUGCAAACAUUAACAACACCCACCCUGGAAGCCUCUUCUCUAUCGCGUUACGGUGCGUCGUGCAAGCUUACAGAAAAAAAAAAAAAAAAAAAAAAACAGUUCCAGGCUGGUUAAGGUCAGCAAAGCGUUACACCUGACAGCUUUACGAAACAGUAGAGACUCGAUACACAAAAUACUUCUCACUCAAAGCAAGUUUGGCUGGGCAGUUCUUGUUUUCUCUCAUUAAUUGUAGUUUAAUAGGAUCCGAUCGCACCAAAAGGGACGUCACGUCCCGACACCUUUGGUCAGCUCUCUGGCGAUAACUUGUUUAGCUUGUGUUAUGUUAUCCAUCACGCUUUUAAAAGGUAGUUUCUGCAAAAGAAACAGGAAAGGGUACUGUCAGCAUAAUCUUAGAUCCUGCAACAGGCCGCAUACAAACAGCUCUGACCUCUCAGCGCAAGGAGGGAAACAUAACAUUCGCGUUUCAGUGCUGUUUGUUAGACCCCAGUAUUUUUCCAGAAGACAGUUCAAUUACCUUUCUUUGUAUUUGUGUGCAGGGGUUGGGGGGAAAUCAUCAAAAAAGUAUUCAGUAGCAUGGGCCAGCAUUACCCAGAGCCAAAAGGGAGAGGAACGGACACAGUGGCAAUCUUAAAAAAACAUCUAACUAGCCCUGCCGCCAUAUUUCAUCAAGGGGUCACCACAAUAUCCCCUGACCCUGUCUCCAUUGAAAAAGAGGCUGUGCUUUUGCAUUGUAAAUCAUAGCUAGAACAAUACAAAGCAAAAACAGACGACGGCAAAAAAUCUGAAAUAUCUAUCUACAAGUUUCUAGUUUAACCUCAGAAUUUAGGAUAGCGGGUUUAACUUUCAGUGCCGUCGAUAAGAGGUCAUUUUACAGUCUGUUUUACGGCCUUGCUUGAUAGCGAAGCAAGAAUUGCUUCCAAGAAUGAUUGUGGGGAAGUAGAUUGGCAGCGCGCUGUGUAGUUGAAUGUCUACAGCUGAAGCAUUGUGCACUGAAGCCUGUGCAACACCAACAUACUCCCCCUAGCAACAUCACUCAAGCUAUCCUUCAUAGUUCUUCACAUUUCCACAGCUGCAGCUCAAAUGUACAGUAAUUACAAGGGUUCUUGGGAGAUAAAGCCUGUAUUCGACCUGCCAAAUAGAAUUCAUUAAAACUGGGGUUGAAGCCACUUUUGCUUACCAACUCCCAAAGACACGAAAUCCUUUUCAUCGUAACUUAACGAAGGAAUUUGAUCAUUUUUCUCUCUCUGGCUAUAGAUAUCGUAUUUGGGAAUUGCUUAGAACCUCCUGCCAAUGCUUUAGCUCCAGUGCACAUUAGAAAACAGACCUGCUUACUCUGUUUCAAGAUAUCUGUCUGCUGCCAACCACAUGUUAUCGUGUUGCUUGUAUUGUAUUUGUCCUUUGUUAUUUUCCAAUGUAAACGAGGCCUUUGUCUCAACGGGUAAAUCUCCAGGUUAAACAAACAUGCAAAUACAAAAUUAAACUAAUUCAACCUGAAAAAUUGUGUUAAAAAAAAAAAAAAAAAAAAAAGUUUAGUUAUUAACCAGACAGAUACGUACCUAUUAAAAAACAAAACAUAUUUUAUUAACUAACAAUUGUAUUAAAACAAAAGUAUAUUACAAUAAAGAGAUUCUGGUGUUUAUUUGUUAAUACCCCCCCUCAUUGUGUGUGUGUGUGUGUGUGCAAAAACCAACUCAUUAAAACUGUUUUUCACAGAACGUACGAAUCACAAGCAAAAAAUGUAAAGAA